Messenger RNA from Lachancea fermentati, 660 nucleotides. The record is from the annotation of a GenBank genome assembly. NCBI's taxonomy places the organism in Eukaryota, Fungi, Ascomycota, Saccharomycetes, Saccharomycetales, Saccharomycetaceae.
AUGCCUAUUGACGACUGUGAUAUUUUCGUUUUGAAUAUCAUCUCAAGUUCAAGCUUUUGUUCGUCUAAAAAACCAAUAGGCAAAAUGAUUCAUGCUGUCCUAAUAUUCAAUAAGAAAGCUCAGCCUAGAUUAGUGAAGUUCUACACCCCAGUAGAUGUUCCAAAGCAAAAGCUAUUGGUCGAGCAAGUCUACGAUCUAAUUUCUGAGAGGAAUAGUAACUUUCAAAGCUCUUUCCUCGUGUCUCCACCUUCACUUUUGAUCUCAGAUGAAAACGGCUUGCAGGAUGAUGAAGGCAUACAAAUCAUAUACAAGAACUAUGCAACGCUUUACUUCACAUUCAUUGUAGACGAUCAGGAAUCGGAAUUAGCCAUAUUAGAUCUUAUUCAAACUUUUGUGGAAGCAUUAGAUCGAUGUUUCGCGGAAGUUAAUGAACUUGAUUUGAUUUUUAAUUGGCAAACCUUAGAAAGUGUACUUGAAGAAAUUGUACAAGGAGGGAUGGUCAUAGAAACGAGCGUUCAAAGAAUAGUAAAGGCAGUUGAUGAAUUAAACAGAAACGGUGACAGUGACGGUAAAGCUGCGAGAUUUAGCGGAGCAGGCUUUGGGAGCGCAAUUCAAGCCUUCGCUCAGGGAGGAUUCAGUAGUUGGGCAUCCGGCCAGUGA